AUGCAACCAUACUCAAGAUCAGGAGGUACAAGAAGAUGCUUUUAUGAAUUUCAAUCGUGGAUGUCGUGUGUGACAUCUGCUGACACUACAUCUGUCAAACAAUGCAAACCAGUAUUUGAAGAUUAUGAAGAAUGCUUACAUGGAUUAAAAGAAAAGGAGAAAGUAAGACUUAUGUUACAACAGUUAAAAGAUAAUGAAACAAGCAAGAACGGAGUCACUGCUUCUGAGUUGUACAAAGCUUCAAACACCAUAUAUGAGAAUUUGGAUUUGAUAAAAAGAGAAUAA
Molecule: messenger RNA, 285 nt
Organism: Candida dubliniensis CD36
Lineage: Eukaryota; Fungi; Ascomycota; Pichiomycetes; Serinales; Debaryomycetaceae
Exons: 1
Coding region: 1-285 (94 amino acids)
Biological process (GO): mitochondrial respiratory chain complex I assembly
Source: RefSeq, a predicted model, not a curated record